Colletotrichum phormii is the source of this 1338-nucleotide messenger RNA. RefSeq lists its product as uncharacterized. The transcript has a single exon. The record is from RefSeq and is a predicted model, not a curated record. NCBI's taxonomy places the organism in Eukaryota, Fungi, Ascomycota, Sordariomycetes, Glomerellales, Glomerellaceae. The coding region runs from base 491 to 1045 and encodes 184 amino acids.
AGGAUCCUAAACACGAGUCUCAUUUCAGGCCGCAUAUGGCGUGCCAUGAGGUAGUGUCAACCAGCGUUGCGCUUAACCUAAAAAUGGUCUACAGUCAUCGUUGUGUGCAACCUCAUUCUGCACGCGCCAACAUCGGCGCUGUGCCGCCUCCUAUUUCUGUUAAGCUGGGAUCACACAUCCGGGCGUUUGGACAAUUAUCGUCAAGUGCCAAAUCUCGCGAGAAAUACGAGGAACAUUGCAGUGAAUGGCCCUGCUAAUGGACAUUUCCAAGAUCGUUCCUGGGGAAGGCGCAAACGAUCGUGGCUUGGUCCUUGUGAGGGACAUGGACUCAAAGCAAUGGGCACCCCGAAAGCCCAGUCUCGGAAUUUGCAUAGGUGGUAACGUUGAUCUCUGAAAGGAUGUAAGUCCGUUUGGCUGACUGCCUUCGGAAUUGUCACGCAGCCAUCCCGCGCCACCCGAGGCAUUCAGCGAAUCAAGCACUACUAGGCUCAUGCAUCGCUUCGGCCGAGAUCUACAGCUUCAGACACGGGGGAGCGACAGCCAGGCCUUUAACAAGAACCUGCAGAGCAACGACAGCAUCGCAACAUGGCGUUUUGGCCCCUUGGUCAGCCACUCCCGACGGCUUAGACGCUCCUGUUGGACGUUAUGCGAUCUCCAGCGGUUCCAGACAACUGACAGCCAGCGAAAAAGAGCAUCAAGUAACAUUGACGAUGAGGGACAUUCGAGAUGGUGGACAUUGCAUUCUGUCAAUCAGACUAUCUCGAUGGCAUACAGACCUGAUGCAAGUCGUCUUUGCGACCGCAAGGCCAAUCGCCAUUCCCCUAGGCCUUCACCGCUACCAGUGGACGAACACGCGUCUCUUCCAAUGACAAUCCUCUACCGGAUUGGACCAGAAUCGAAACGAUUUGAUAAAGCCAAACCUUCCAUUCAUCGCGUGGCGUCGAGACCAAGUCCGAAUGCGGCGCUGUCCAGAGACCGCCAUCUGGUCAACUCGGCCGUAAAGGCUAGACGGCGCAAGAUUCUGGAUCUUUCCGAACAAACGUGAAAGCUCAACCUCUUGGCAGGGCUACAAUUUUCGGCGACUGAGCCGCUCCAAUGUUGAUUUGCUGGUGGUGCAAGGCCACAUGUAGAGGGUUCUUGUUGAGCUCACCAGACAAGCUACCGGGUAGUCACGGUAUCUCGAGGCAUCUUGAAGAGCUAAGUUGGCACGAGCUCCUGAUUCAAUCACCCGGUGGAUGUAUGCAUGUCAUUCUUUCGCUGGGUUUGCAGUCCGAGGAUGGAGGCUUAGCAUCGCAAGUAGGUAGUGAAAAUAAGAAUGAUUAAUGAUGAGAAUCCGGG